UCUUGUCACGUGACUUGCAGUGAGCAUGUUUUCAAUAUGGCGAAAUAAUGUUGCUGCUUGUUUCCGUGAUAAAAGAGAAAUAGGAAAAUAUUUUACUACGAGCUCGCGCGUGAUAAGGAAGAUUUUUCAACCCAAAUGGCUUCAGAAAAUACGCGCUAUUGUGAAGAAAACCUUCUUCUAAGGGACCACAAGAAGGAAAAUGACGCCCAGUGUGACAGUGGUAGUGAAGCCACAUCAUCGAGUUUCAGCAGCCAAACCGACGAUUUGGAGCCUGAAUGGUUGGAUGAAAUUCAGAAGAACGGGGAGCUUUUCUACCUGGAGCUGAGUGAAGGUGAAGAGGAGGCCGCUUUGGCCCGGGCUGCUGCUAACCUGUGUGUUAACACCAAUCACGUUCGCUUUAGUGAAAAGGAGGCAGAGAUCAUCACAGAGCAAAAUAGAAAGAAGCCAUGUAGCUCGCGGACAAAGCGCGAAUCUGCCCUUAAGAGGCUAGCCAGGAUCCUGAGGAGAAAACGCCACCAGUCUCAACGCAGAAGAGGAAAAGAUGGGCGCAAAGACAGCUCAUCGCCGCCAGCUUCCAUCCUAAAGAACCAGCCAGGCCACAGGCAGGGAGUGACAGUUCAGCAGCAGCUGAAGGAAGUGUGUGUCUACCUUAACCCCAGACGAUUAGCAGCUUCAUCAGCACCUCUUUGUGACAGCGGAGGGCUGCUGGAAGCCCUGCUGGGAGUGGUGCAUCGCCCAUUUCAGAGCACAAGUCAGGGAGAUCCGGUAGGAGUCCGGCAGGAGGAAUGGCUGACCGUUCAUGGAUUAAUACCAAACAGUCCAGCCAUUAAAUGUGGCCAAAUUUUAAUAGGCGAUGUGCUUGUAGCUGUGGACGAUGUUGAGGUGACCUCGGAGAACAUCGAGAGGGUUCUGUCCUGCAUCCCAGGACCAACGCAGGUGAAGCUGACGUUUGAGACGGUGGCUCCAGUGGCCAGGGACAGCCCUAGUGACUCCUUGUUGGUCCAGAAGAUGAAGGCCUCUCCACCCGUCAGCCAGCUGGUGCGUCUCCUGUGGGGGGAGGACACAGCUGAGCUCCAGAUGUCCAUAGGACACAUCCCUCAUAUUGCCAUGUACCUGUCGCUUAAACUGGACUCUGCAUCUCUACAGGAGGAGGAAGAAAUUUUGUACCAGUACCCUUCGUCCAAAGCAUCCAGCCAGCUGAAAGGAGUAAGGGGCAUCUUCCUCACACUCUGUGACAUGCUGGAGAACGUCACAGGAGGGAGGAUCCUCAGUUCCUCUCUCCUGCUCGGGAAACAUCUGGUUCACGUUGGCUACUGGAAGGAGCCCAACAACCUGCUGGUCAUUGGCCUUCCUGCUGAGAGGGUUCCUCUGCUGUCUCUGCAGACGGUGGUUGGAGAUGUAGUUCGGACAUUAAAAGUGAUGUACGGCUCCUUGGACAGUGCGUUCUGCAAUGAGGACCAUGCUCCCAGGUUGGACCAUUUCUUCUGCCUGUUCUUCCAGCAGCUCAUCCAGCCUACACGUUUAAGGGAAGGAUCCUCGGCACCAUCUCCAGACGUGUCAACGACCCUUUUCCUGGAUGGUUUACCAGCGAUGCAAUGGCUCACUCUGCCGCCAGAAAUCAAGAUGGAGGUGGACACAGUUCUUACUGACUUUGAGUCCUCUGAUUUUGGAGAAAUGUCAGAAGACUUUUUUGGCCUGAGGCGUCUCUAUGUGAUACUCGGUUCCUGUUUGUUUUACAAGUCCUACCUGAUAGCCAACCACCUACCAAAGGAGGACCUGCUGGACGUGUGUCUGUACUGCCAGCAUUACUGCCUGCUGCCGCUGGCGUCAGAGCAGAGAGUGGGUCAGCUAGUCAUCUGGAGACGUGUGUUCCCCCAGCAGAGAGCUAACGCAGAGAUCAGCUUGGCUUCGGGCUUCAACCAGCCACAAGGACAGCGCUUCCUCCUCAUCGUGGGACUGAGACACUUCAUACAGUGUGUUCUGCUGGAAGCAGCUGGUUGUGCUUCUCCCGCUCUGGGCUCUCCAGGACCUGACUGUGUUUAUGUGGAUCAGGUGAAAGCCACGUUAUUGCAGCUGGAGGUGUUGGAGCCAGGCAUAGAGGAGCGUUUAAAUGCCCCGCCCACUCCCUGUCUUUCAUGUGCUGAUUGGUUCCUACCUGCUGUCACGGCCCGUGACCGGCUUGACAGCCUGGCCUCCUCCUCUUCUCCCAUCCUCAGCAAAAUCGCUGGAGCCAUCAAAGGCUCCUCGUCGGGGUCCAGAGGGCGGAGCCUAUUCGGUGAAAAGUCCCGCCGGUCCAGCCCUCAGAGGAGCUUGUCAGACAGCGGGAGUGAGGGGCAGAUGGAUGCUGGGUCAGGGUCUGGAUCGUCCCCGGAACCAGCGAGGAAGCUUGGGGGAAGACGGGACUCUCUGGGUUCUGAUGGGAGUGGAGCCAUCUUUAAGACUCCUAGGAUGAAGCACCCAAACCCGUUCUACCUGGGAACCCUGAAGAAGACCCUGACGGAGCGGGAGACAGAGGAGAUGUACAAUAACAUAAAACUAACAUCGGGUGCAGAAAACACCUUGUUUCACUACGUUCUGAUGGAGAGCGUGCAGGGGAUCUUCAUCGCUCCCACUCACAGAGAAGUGGCACAGCUGAGCGGCUCCAUCCACCCACAGCUCAUCAGGAACUUCCACCACUGCUGCCUCUCCAUACGAGCUGCACUGCAGCAGAGUCUGCCAGCCAGGGGCAGCCGGGGGGCAGACCGGCCUCAGGACGCUGGCUGGGGCCUGGGUCCGGUCAAGGAGCACGGGGUUCUGUUUCAGUGUAAACCGGAGAACUGGACCGACCAGAAGAAACCUGCCCCCACCAUGACUUACUGGGUUAUAGGGAGGAUGCUGCUGGAGCCCGUUCCUCAGGAGUUCUACGUCUGCUUCCACGACUCGGUGCCAGAGGUUCCUGUAGAAAUGGCCUUCAGACUCUCCUUCGGCCUGGCUCUGUGAUGCUUUACUUUUAUUAAAAUGAUGCGAUUUCAGGCUGCCUGAUUUCUGCAGCUGACUGACAGAGGAGUCUUUUUAUUACCAUAAAUGGUCUUUGUUACUCAUUUAUAAUAUUGUACAGUUUUGUAUAAAGAACAGACUCAUUUGCUAUAUAAGUGAACAUUAUUUAACAUUAAAAUGCAACAGUUUCGUAUUGUU
Messenger RNA from Nothobranchius furzeri (turquoise killifish), 3174 nucleotides. It is a transcript of the gene intu, whose product is annotated as inturned planar cell polarity protein. Gene Ontology annotation, biological process: cilium assembly; vesicle-mediated transport; nervous system development. NCBI's taxonomy places the organism in Eukaryota, Metazoa, Chordata, Actinopteri, Cyprinodontiformes, Nothobranchiidae. Gene Ontology annotation, molecular function: protein binding. Gene Ontology annotation, cellular component: cilium; cytoplasm. The record is from RefSeq and is a predicted model, not a curated record.